UUUAGUCAGGUGGAGGCAGGUCUGGUUUUCAAUGUAUGGCUUCCAUAUGUUUGCAUGUGAUGGUGCAGGAUUUGAUUUGAAGAAAAUAAGUUAAAACAGGUUUCGAAAAAUAAAAUAAGCAGCCAUAAACAGCCCCAUCUAAGAUUGCAUACUUCCAGUAAAAAUAAAGUAAAUUAUAUAGCAGAACUGCCUAUAUUUUGCAAUAAUGAUCAGAAUAAAAAUUUCUAAACACCUGGAGGGACAUGUAUAGCUUCAAAGAAACUAGUUAAUGAAGAAGCUGAGAUAUCAUGGAAACACGGUGAUAAUUGUUAAGAUUCCACAUCUUCCUAUUUACAACAGCUAUCUAGGUACUUACAACAAAUUCAGCAUGUUUUAAUGUCUACUAAAACAUCUCUAUGGCAUGCCAAGUAGUCGGUUCUUGGUUGAAUAAUUUGAUAUAACUAUAAACUUUUUGAGGAUGUAGAAAUAACCCAGUGAUCGCUACGUAAUUUUAUAUAACAAUAUUUUGUGUUUGGUUGCAGGUUUUCAUAUUCAACAAUUGUAUUUAUUCAGGGAGAGAAGGUUAUGACAUCUCUUGGUAAAUUAAUUUUGACGGUCUGGCUGUUUGUAGUGUUGAUCUUAAAUUCAAGCUAUACAGCUAGCCUUGCAUCCUAUCUCACUGGUCAGCAACUGUCCCCAACAAUACAAGAUAUAGAAUCUCUGCGAGCAAGCAAUUACCCCAUAGGCCAUCUGGAUGGCUCAUUUGUUAGACAUUACCUUAUCUAUGAGCUAAGAAUUGAUGAGAGCAGAUUGGUAUCUCUUUCCAAGGCGGAAAACUAUGUUGAUUUUCUCAGAAAUGGAACAAUUGGUGCUGUUGUUGAUGAGACUCCAUACAUUUACAUGCUCAUGUCAGAGCAUUGUGGUGAAUUUAAGAUUGUGAGCCGGCAGUUCUACAGGGGAGGAUUUGGAUUUUUAUUUGCCAAAGGGUCUUCAGUGGUUCCAGAAAUGACAUCUGCAGUACUAAAUAUUACGCAGAACAAAACAGAGUGGGACACAAUUCGCAGCCGGUGGUUUGGUCCAUAUUCUCCUUCAUCACAUUCCUGCAAUGAUGAAGGCGGUAAUAUUUCUCAAGUACAGGGUGGUAGUAACAAUGGGCAAUUAAGUCCAAGGAGUUUUUGGGGUUUGUUCGUACUCUCAACAGCUAUGUAUUGUGCAUUAGUAUCCGCCUAUUUUGGAAAUAAGUUCUGUAAAGGUAGACUAAUUAGGCCGAAGGUGGUAAAUGUUCAGCCCGCGCCUGAGAUGAGACCUUUGCCUACAAUUCAAUUAGAAGCUCUAAAUUCAAAUAUAUCUCGUUCACAACGUCAUACUGAUACUAACACAGCUUCAUCUUCACAUAGUGUGAACCAUCAUCGAAUGGCUAACACAACUUCAGCUUUUCAUAGUGUGCAGAGGAGUUACACGGCUUCAGGUUCUCAUAGUGCGCAUCAUCAACAAAGGAAAAGAUCUCACUCAGCUUAAAUUUAUGAAACCCCAUAUCAAACAAGUUUUGACAACGGGGUUAAUUUCAGUGUGGUUAAAAUUGGUUUACAGAAUUAUAAAAGUACAAUGAAAUAAUAAGGAACAUUUCAUGCCAAUGGCUCAGCUUAGGCAUUUGAAUCUUUAUGUGGGAGUGAUGUAGAAAUUGACUUAUUUAUUAGUUCUUAUUUUAUAAGAGAGAAUUAUAGCAGUCAUAUUUAAUUAGAUGCACCUAGAGUUUCACAGACCUGUGACUACCGAAAGAUACAAGAGGCCUAGCUCCUUUUCUGCAAAAAGUGUGUUGCUUUCGAAAGAUAAGACUAUAUGCGUCUGUCUCCAGAGACAGUGUUAAGGAAAAGGCUUUGCCUUCUGGUUUGGCUUCCACAGGCUCAGACCACAGCAAAAUAAAGGUGGAUGGGGUGGAUGGAGGUGAAGAUAAAACUCAUACCGUAGAUACAGAGAGAACCAAGAAACUGUCCUGCCCCUCCAAACCUUUCUCAGUCACUGUGUGUCAGAUGGCGGAAGCUCCCAAGACUUGUGACGCUGGCCUCAUACAACUAGCUGCUGACAUUGAGGGAAAGGUUAAAACCCUUUAUUUGCUCCAAGACAUCACAUGGCCUGAUAUUUGGGGAUGAGAUUUUAGAAGGAGAAGAUCAUAUCUCCGAAGUUGGUUUGAUUUGUCGAUUCAAUCAUUCAUGGCUAAGUACUGCAGAUCUAUGCAAGUGGCUGUCAAGUAAUUGGCCGCAAUAUACAUGAAAACUGGUAUGGAAAUCUGCUCCUGUGCGCAGGUCUUUUUGUUGGAGCAUUUUAGUAUCCCGAAGACCGUGUAUUUUAUCCUCAUCAAAAACUUGACCUGGGCAAACACUCUCUUUCGCUUCAAACUUGGCACUUACAUUUCAACCCUCUCGCUCGCUGAAUCUUUCCAUGUAUUGUCGAUUUGGGGUAGGCUUUUGAAGCUUCCUAUCUAAAAUUUUGGAUCGAUUCAUUCUUCGAACCUAUUAAAAAUAUUUGAGACAUUCUGAUGAUGCAGUCUACUCUCUAUAAUAAUGAAAGACAACCUAGGAACUAUAGCUAAUUAAGAAUUCACAAACUUGACACCCAC
Messenger RNA from Cryptomeria japonica (Japanese cedar), 2596 nucleotides. RefSeq names its product glutamate receptor 3.1-like. Lineage: Eukaryota; Viridiplantae; Streptophyta; Pinopsida; Cupressales; Cupressaceae. The transcript has 3 exons. Gene Ontology annotation, molecular function: ligand-gated monoatomic ion channel activity; signaling receptor activity. Gene Ontology annotation, cellular component: plasma membrane. The record is from RefSeq and is a predicted model, not a curated record. The coding region runs from base 565 to 1497 and encodes 310 amino acids.